Ananas comosus (pineapple) is the source of this 801-nucleotide messenger RNA. RefSeq lists its product as uncharacterized. The record is from RefSeq and is a predicted model, not a curated record. Lineage: Eukaryota; Viridiplantae; Streptophyta; Magnoliopsida; Poales; Bromeliaceae. The coding region runs from base 263 to 550 and encodes 95 amino acids. The transcript has 3 exons.
CUCCCUCCCUCUCCGUGCCCUAAUUUUCUAAUCUAUUUUCCCCUGUUUUUUCUUUUUCUUUUUGUUUUUAAAUUAACUGGGGAAUCAUCCCACCAUCCAAAUCUACGAAGUGUCAUCGUCGUGGUGGAAAUCACUGAGAAAUCGCUGAAAAUUCGUUGGUUGCAGAAUUGGGGUGGUAAAAAUUAUUGAAUCACUCUACUCUUUAAUAUUUCGCCUCAGUUUUAAAUUUUGUUUCCUAAUAUUUAAACGUUAGUAAAUGUAGAUGGGGUGGUGCACGAAAAGGGGCUUUUGCCAGAGCAACGUGAGAAUCCAAUUUUCUAAUCUCUUUGUUGCGCACUUUGGAUCACCCAAUUCCUCUAUUACGAGAGAUGAUACACUUUUACCUAAUUCCCUUGAGAAAUUGGCCUGUGGAUAUUAUCGAACCAUAUAUCGAUCAUAUAUCGAUCGAGUUCUAUGUUGUUAUAGUUUCUUAUUAACAUCUGUGAUGACUAGGGAUUCAAGAGAAAAUAGCGUCGAUCGAAUUAGUUUCUGGAGAAGGCCAAAGGAUUGAUUCGGAGAUGAGCGAAGAUAUAUAUAAGAGAAAUCAGCAGAGACCUAUAUUUAGGUUUUGAGUUUGAUCUAGGUUUUGGCUCCUUGAGAAAUUGGCCUGUGGAUAUUAUCGAACCAUAUAUCGAUCAUAUAUCGAUCGAGUUCUAUAUGAGUUCUUUGCUUAAUCUUUUCGUUUUUCCUAUAUAUAGUCUUUUGAUUUCUUUUUCUUUUGGUUGCAACUCUAUCAUGCUAUAUAUUAUUCACUCAAUUUAU